Molecule: messenger RNA, 1452 nt
Organism: Blepharisma stoltei
Lineage: Eukaryota; Ciliophora; Heterotrichea; Heterotrichida; Blepharismidae
Source: the annotation of a GenBank genome assembly
AUGAAAUUCACAAGAGAUUUCUUUAAUCUGCAUAUAAUAAAAUUCCUACUUAUUGGAUUUAUAAUAAAUAAGAAGCUUAAUCAGAAAAUGAGAGUUAUGCGCUUCUUUUCACAUGCAAAACACAAAAUAUCUGUGAAGAACUCUAUAGUAGAGCUAGACGGGGAUGAAAUGGCAAGAAUCAUGUGGGGAUUAAUUAAAGAAAAAUUGGUAUUCCCAUUUCUUGAUAUUGAUAUCAAAUAUUAUGAUCUGAGUAUCCAAAAUCGAAAUUCUACCGAUGAUCGCAUAACUUUAGAAGCUGCACAAGCAAUUGCUCAGCAUAAGGUAGGCGUUAAAUGUGCUACAAUCACUCCUGAUGAAGAAAGAGUAAAAGAAUUUGGUCUAAAGAAAAUGUGAAAAAGCCCUAAUGGGACUAUUAGAAACUAUUUAAAUGGCACCAUCUUUAGGGAACCAAUAGUAGUGAAUUCAAUACCUCGACCUGUUCCAGGGUGAAUAAAGCCAAUAGUGAUUGCAAGGCACAGCAAUGCUGACCAAUACAGUGCUUCAGAUCAUAAAAUUCCUAAGCCUGGCAAAGUUGAGCUUGUUUACACUCCAGAAGAUGGUUCUCCAAAAGAGAAAUGGCUCGUGUACGACUAUAAAUCUCCAGGCGUAGCAAUGGGAAUGUAUAACACAGAUGCUUCUAUCGCAGAAUUUGCCAGAUCUUGUUUUAUAUUCUCCUUAGAAAAGAACUACAACAUGUUUUUCAGUUCAAAAAAUACGAUUCUUAAAGCAUAUGAUGGAAGAUUCAAAGAUAUAAUGCAAGAAAUCUAUGAAAAUCAUUUUAAAGCUGAAUUCCAAGCUAAAAAUCUCACAUAUGAGCAUAGACUAAUUGAUGAUAUGGUAGCUCAGUGCUUGAAAAGCAAAGGAGGAUUUUUAUGGGCUUGCAAAAAUUAUGAUGGAGAUGUUCAAAGUGAUAUUGUGGCUCAAGGAUUCGGGUCGCUAGGACUAAUGACUAGUGAAUUAAGGACUUCUGGAGAUAUUUGUAUGGCAGAAGCUGCUCAUGGAACUGUUACGAGGCAUUAUAGAGUCCACCAAGCAGGAGGAGAAACAUCGUCUAAUUCUAUAGCCAGCAUUUUUGCGUGGACUAGAGGAAUUCAGCAUAGAGCUAAGCUUGAUAAAAACGAGGAACUUUUAAGAUGGGCAAAUUCAUUAGAAGAAGUUGUGAUUGAAAGAGUAGAAAAAGGAGAAAUGACAAAAGACUUAGCAUUGAUGGUACAUGGGCCAAAUGUGGAAAGAAAGCAUUGGCUAAACACUCAAGACUUUAUUCAGAACAUCGCUGAUCAUUUUGAAAGGAAAUUAAAUAAGUAAGAAUAUCAAUUCAAUUUGGUAAUGCUCGUUUAAAACCUAGAUCUAGUUUAUUUAUAAUAAGAAUCUUGAUGCUUAUAGAAUAAAGCUUCAUAAAAUAAUAAAGUAUAA